Zeugodacus cucurbitae (melon fly) is the source of this 3123-nucleotide messenger RNA. It is a transcript of the gene Sps2, whose product is annotated as selenide, water dikinase 2. Gene Ontology annotation, biological process: L-selenocysteine biosynthetic process. The record is from RefSeq and is a predicted model, not a curated record. Lineage: Eukaryota; Metazoa; Arthropoda; Insecta; Diptera; Tephritidae. Gene Ontology annotation, molecular function: selenide, water dikinase activity; ATP binding. Gene Ontology annotation, cellular component: cytoplasm. The transcript has a single exon.
AAAAAUCUUUUUGUAAAUAAUUUGUGCAAGCGAUAAGCUAAUAAUAAAAUAAGCAAACAGUUUUAACCUUACAUUUUAAGUUAAAUUUUAAUUUCCAUUCACCAGCAAAAAAAAAAUAAAAAUUAAUAGCCAAGCACGCUAUUAUGUUUAAUCCUACUGAUCACGGACUUUCUAAAGACUUUCGUCUGACCAAUUUUUCGACUUUAAGAGGAUGAGGUUGUAAGCUGCCUGAAGAGGCACUCAACAAGUACCUCCAGGAAACAGACAUUUUACAUAAAGUUGCGCAUGAUGAAAACAAAAAAGACAAAGAUGGAUUUAUUGGUUCUGGAAUGGAUUGUGCUGUCAUACCUUUGGCACGGCACAAAAACUAUUAUCUCGUACAAACUGUUGACUAUUUCUAUCCAUUAGUUAAUGAUCCCAAAAUCAUGGGUAAAAUUGCUUUGGCCAACGUGGUGAGCGACAUAUAUGCGGUGGGUGUUACAACAUUUGACAAACUGAAUAUGCUUGUUAGCGUUUCCACGGAGUUUUCCGAACUGGAACGAGAUGUUAUCAUACCACAGAUAGUUGAGGGAUUUCACGAGUCAGCAAAGGUGGCCGGAAUACGUGUACAUGUUCAGAGUAUCUCGUAUAAUCCUUGGUGCAUAAUAGGUGGUAUAGCUAGUUCACUUUGUACUGCACCAGAAAUUAUUAUGCCCUCAAAUGCUAAAGCCGGUGAUGUGAUUAUAUUAACUAAACCGCUGGGUACACAAUUGGCCACCAACACAUACCUUUGGAUGGAGGAAAAAAAUGAGAAAUACAUGAAAAUAGCUGCACGUCUGAGUGAUGAUGACAUUAGAAGAACUUUCAACAUCGCCGUUAAGUCAAUGAUAUACCUCAACAAGAUUGCCGCUCAACUAAUGCACAAAUAUAAAGCACAUGCUGCCACCGAUGUGACUGGAUUUGGUCUACUCGGCCAUGCAAAGAAUCUCGCACGUUUUCAGAAAGAUAAAUUAGCAUUCGCAUUAAAUAAAUUGCCGAUUAUUACUAAUGUAGUUACUAUUGGUGAAAUACUCGGCCAAGAUCGUAAGCUAAAAAGCGGUAAGGCAGUGGAAACUUCUGGUGGACUAUUAAUAUGCUUAUCAGCUGACAAUGCGCAAGCAUUCUGCGAAGACUUCUACAUGCUAAGCAAUAAAGAACAGCAAGCUUGGAUUGUUGGCAGUGUGAAGUGCGCGGAAGAGCGCGACGCGUAUCUGCAAGACAAUGCAGAAAUCAUCAAUGUUGACCAAUAAUUUGGAAUCCAUAUUUUUUUACUGUAACAAUUUGAAAACAUAAUUUGCUAUAGAGUUUGUAGGAUUCAAUUGAUGACGAGUUUUUCGUAAAGAUGUUAUAUCAUGAAAAUCUCUGAGAUAGUGUUGAUCCUUGAUUCGUUAUACAAAUUAUGUGUUUUCAUAAAAAUGUUGUUUAAUUUGAAAAAGUUUAAAAGUUAAGUUAUUCAACUAAUGACGAGAUUUUCGUAAAGAUUUCUAUAUCCCGAAAUUUUCCGAUAAAUUUUUGAUAUUAGCUUUUAUUGCUGUUUUUUAAUAAACAAAUAUAUAAUUGAAUUUGUAUUUCAUCACAUUGCGGCGUUGUUAUUUUAAUAGGAUGUUAGGUUAGGUUAUGAUGAAGUCUGUGACAAUUAGCUAAAAGCAAAUAAAUCAGUAAAUUGUAUGGUGUCUUGUAAUACAGCACACUAUCUACACCAUAUUUUACAGGCGCUAAUAUUGAAAAAGAUUUAUAUUUCUUGUGAAUUAAUACAUUUCAAUAUUUAUUUAAAUUUUUUCAAAUUUCUUUGUUUUUUUUUUAAUGUCUGGCUCAAAUCUACAUUUACAUAUAUAUAUUUGUUUAAUAUAGUAAGUUCAUGAACUAUCAUUUUUACUCCUUUUUCAUUUGUUCAAUGUUUUUAUUUAAAUAUUUGCUUACAUAUAAAUAUUUGUUUAAAUAUGAAAUUUUUCAAUUUAAAAAUAUGCUUAUAAUGUUGUUGUGUUGCGCUCAAUAUACACGUACAUUCAUUAUAUGAAUUGUUUGCAACAAAAUUUGCAAAAAGACAAAUAUGAAAAUGUGUUUGCUUUUUCUAAAAACUUGUCUACACCUUAAUUAGUCCAUUUUGUAGGUAAUUUUGUAUGCAUAUACAUAUGUGUAUUCAUGUAUCUCUGUAUAACUUAUUUUUUUGCUGCAUUUCGUUUUGCAUAUACAAUACACUAAUUUUUGUUGUUUUUUGUAUCCAUGCUUGCCUGAAAAUUUUCAUUUUUACAUGCUUAUAUGAAAAUACACAAUAAGUUAAAUGUUUUUAGUUUUUCUUUUUUUUUUAAUAUAUUUUGUUUAUUUUAUUUUGUUUAUUACUGGUUUUUGUAAGUUUCGCAUUACAUCAAGUAAAUUUACAAAACAUAACUAAAACAAACUUACAGUAAAAUGUGGUGAAAAAAAUGAAAGGAGAGAAUUGCUUUUAAAUAUUAACUAGUUAAAAAAAAAUAUUUAGUCAGAAAACAGCGAACAUUGUAGUAUAUAAUAUAGCAGUAGUUAAAGAGAAUUUAUAUUUUUAAAAUAUAAAUAUAAACAUGUCAAGUUUUCACUACAUAUAAAUAUAUGUAUGUAUAUGUACAUGCAAGAAAAAUCGCAUGAAUAUCCAAUAUAUGUAUAAUUAAUUUAUAUUUUACAAUAUAAAAUUAAAGUAUACCAUACUAAAAAAUAUAUAGGAAAUCAUUUAAAGGAAACUCUAAAAUGUCCAUAGGAAAAAUUAAAUCAAAGUUGGAAGGAAUACAUUUUGAAAAAUAUUUUUUCUUCUGUUUCUGUUUCUGUUUUUCUUUUUCUAUUUGUUUUCCCACUUAUGCGGUUGUUGUUUGUGUAACGUUUUUAAAAACUGGAAAUUUUAUAUUAUGUAUUUGUAUUCAUUUUACGGCUAUUUUAUUUUAAGUAAUAAUUGUAUUUUGUAUUUUGUAUUUUUUGUUUUUGUUUUUUUUUUGUAUUUUUUUUUCUUGUUUUUUGUUUUGUUGAGUGCAUAUAUUUUGUCUGUAUGUAUAAAUAAAGUUACACAUCCGCGUCAACCGUAAACAUAUGUAUAUACAUACAUUCUUUCUAUAUGCCACUUAAAAUUACUUUAAUAAAAUA